Molecule: messenger RNA, 2194 nt
Organism: Orussus abietinus
Lineage: Eukaryota; Metazoa; Arthropoda; Insecta; Hymenoptera; Orussidae
Gene: PICK1
Product: PRKCA-binding protein
Exons: 5
Coding region: 242-1468 (408 amino acids)
Biological process (GO): dendritic spine maintenance; intracellular protein transport; positive regulation of receptor internalization
Cellular component (GO): neuron projection; postsynaptic density; trans-Golgi network membrane
Molecular function (GO): protein kinase C binding; phospholipid binding; protein domain specific binding
Source: RefSeq, a predicted model, not a curated record
UAUGGAAAUGGUAUGAGCUGUCAAUCUCGAUAAAAAUUCAUGAAUUUUCAUUUGACACAAUAAAUGUUUUACGAUUGUUUACACCCCUGAUGUGUCGAUAAACAAAGGAUAAAUGUCGGCCUAUUUCUUUAGCCUUAUCGUGGUUCCUUUUGAAAUAUGCAUGCCCAGGCUUUAUUACUUAGUGAAAUCGCACCUGGUUCUUUAAGAACUGUGUUUCAUCCGAGCACAGUACCGAGUCGACAUGGAAAAUCGCAUGGGCAUGACAGUCACAUCCGGAAAUGUUGUAAUACACAAAGAUGGUAGCAACCUCAUUGGUAUCAGUAUCGGAGGAGGUGCACCCUUAUGUCCCUGCUUGUAUAUAGUUCAAGUAUUCGAUAACACCCCAGCAUCGAAAGAAGGCACUCUACAAUCAGGAGACGAACUGGUAGCCGUCAAUGGAGCAUCCGUUAAAGGCAAGACUAAGACGGAGGUGGCAAAAAUGAUUCAAGCUUGUGGCAAUCGCGUCAGCAUUAAUUACAAUAAACUACAUGCUGAUCCCAAACAAGGACGUACACUGGACAUAGCGCUUAAAAAGAUGAAACAUAGGCUAGUAGAGGGAAUGGGCAAUGCAACCGCAGAUGCUCUUGGACUAUCACGUGCAAUUUUGUGUAACGAUGCACUCGUGCAAAGAUUAGCUGCACUCCAGCGCACCGAAGAUUUAUAUAGAUGCCUCGUAGCUCAUACAAAAGCAACGUUACGGGCCUUCUUUGAUCUCAUUCAAGUUUAUAAAGUGUUUGGUGAAGCGUUUGCAACGAUUGGUGUAAAAGAGCCUCAACCACGUGCUAGUGAAGCCUUUAGAAGUUUUGGAGAUCAACAUAGACAAAUGGAAAAAUUCGGAGUGGCAAUGCUGAAGUCAGUAAAGCCAAUACUGAAUGACCUAGGGACAUACCUUCACAAAGCAAUUCCCGACACACGGCUAACUAUCAGUAAAUAUGCCGACGCCAAAUUCGAAUACCUUUCAUAUUGUUUGAAAGUUAAAGAAUUAGAUGAUGAAGAACAAAAUUACACGGCUCUUCAAGAACCUCUUUAUCGCGUUGAGACUGGAAAUUAUGAAUAUCGGUUAAUCUUACGCUGUCGUCAAGAAGCGCGAGUUAGGUUCGCCAAACUUAGAUCGGACGUUCUAAUAAAAUUAGAACUGCUCGACAGCAAACACGUUCAGGAUAUCGUUUGGCAAUUACAGAAGCUUGCAUCUGGAUUAGCAAAGUACUAUGCUACGACCAAAGAAAUUUUAUCUUCGGUUACCUUGUUCCCUGUUGAAGUUGACUUGUCGCAGUCUGCUUUUCAGUAUAAAACCGCUGUUCCUCAAAUGAUGAACGAUGACGAUGAUAGCGUUGAUGAUGAUGCGGAGAAAACAGACGAUACCGAAAAUAUAUUGUUGGUAGACAUGGAAUCUGUUUCUCCAAGUACCUUUCCUACCAACGAAAUGUAGCAUUUUAUUGAGAAUAAUUUUUUUAGAGUUAUAUUUUAUAUCUAAUGGCGUGUAACUGCACUCCAGCAUUAUAUAUUGAAAAACUUUAAUAGCUUGAGAAAUGUGCAAUCUACAAAGUCAUUUCUAUGAUUCCAUUAAAUAUUGUGAUCUAUCUUAAAUGUAUGGAUAUUGCUUGACACCUAGUCGAAUAGCUGUAAGAUUUCAUCGUUUCUGUAUCGUACAACAAAUUAUGUGGAUGUUAUGUUUGAAUUCUUUAUUUCAUAGGCUGAGGAUGUGAACUAUUAACCCUCGAGCUUUAUAUAAUUUAAGAGGUCUGUAUCAUCCGUCACAUUUUCUCACGAUAUAAUUAGAAAUAUUAUAAAAACCAAAGUCAUGUGAAUGAGAUAUACGAGACAAUAAAUACAAUAAGUGUAUGUUUCAUGAACAUAAAAUGAUUGCUACAAUCUGCACCUUAAAUAGUACCAUCCUAUUGUGAAAUAUUUAACCUCUAAAAAUUGUUUCCUAAAUUUGGAAUGAUAGACCACACUGAGUGAUAUAACGAAUGCACGAUUUUAAUUUGCGACAGCGAUAUGACGUACAGUAACACAAUAAAAUGUUAUAUCAAUAGAAUUCGUUUCCGAAAUUAUACAUUUAACGAGUACAUGCGCACGUUAAAGGUCCCUUGUUAUGUAUGGUAUUGUAUUGUAAAUGAAAUUCGCAAAUACAAUGAAAAUGCUUUUAUAUAAA